GACUCUUUCGUCUCCUUGUUCUUCGAUUUAAUCUCAUGGGAUAUCUUGACGGCACUAUCGUCGCCAAAUCGGCCAACGAUGCUGAGUGGUUCCAAUUCGACGCCCUACUUCAAGGAUGGAUCUUGUCUACCGUCUCCGAUGAAGUCUCCGAUCUCGUCCUCGCAAACAGCCCUACAGCCGCGGCACUCUGGAAAGCGAUCUACAAAUUGUUUCAUGACAACAAGCACGCCCGGGCGAUGCAAUUGGAGAACCGGUUUCGCACCACCGUCAAAGGAACCAUAACAAUAAAUGAGUAUUGUCACACUCUCAGGAACCUAGCCGACUAUCUCGACGACGUAGAUGCUCCGGUGACCGAACACGCCCUCGUCCUACAAGUGCUUCAAGGAUUGCCACAUGACAUCCGGGGCCAAGUUCACUUUUUGCAGUAUCAGAACCCGUUUCCGACGUUCCUGGAAGUCCGAUCGGCUCUCCUCUUGGUCGAACAACAGCAGGCCGACGCCCUCCCCAACGCCGCACAGUCCACCGCCCUUCUCAGCUUCAGCGGCGGCAGCGGCAGCAACAUGGCGGGCGGGGGUCAGUCGCGGCCAGGCAGCAGCGGGCAGAACUCCAGGCGUGGCAGUUUCGGCGGAUCAAAUCGGGGCAAUUCUGGUGGCUACUGCGGGCGUGGCCGUGGAUGUGGACGAGGCAGCUCGAAUCAACGACAACCCGGCCCAAAUACCUGGCAGUUCCCCACUCCCUCACCCGGCCUUCUAGGCCCACGACCCUACUCCCCCUACCCGGCCCAGGCCCACGUGGCCCAUUACCCGAACCCAGCCCAAUACCCUACCCCGCCACAUACCCAGUACCAAACAUCCAACCC
Cuscuta campestris is the source of this 859-nucleotide messenger RNA. The record is from the annotation of a GenBank genome assembly. NCBI's taxonomy places the organism in Eukaryota, Viridiplantae, Streptophyta, Magnoliopsida, Solanales, Convolvulaceae.